GGAGCCUGGAGCGGAGAAUCAAAGAUCACAUAUCAGUAACGCGUUCGGGUCCGUCCGUUACAGACCAUGUUGGACCUGAGGACCGAUACGUAACGGACUGAAACAGUGAACUGUACAGGACGUGUGUGGGGUAUUUGGAUGGCGGAAAAACAAACCGGAGAAAGCGACGUUAAUAAAUAAUUUUCAGACCAUGAACUAUGUGGGUCAGUUGGCGGGCCAGGUGUUCGUGCAGGUCAAGGAGCUGUACAGGGGGCUCAACCCUGCAACGCUGUCUGGAUGUAUAGACGUCAUUGUGGUCCGACAGCCCGAUGGCUCUCUGCAGUGCUCCCCUUUCCACGUCCGCUUCGGCAAGAUGGGUGUGCUACGGUCCCGUGAGAAACUGGUUGAUAUAGAGAUCAAUGGAGAGCCAGUGAGUUUGCACAUGAAACUGGGAGAAAAUGGAGAGGCUUUCUUUGUCAAAGAGACUGAAAACACACUGGAAGUCGUCCCGUCCUACCUGGCGACAUCACCUAUAAUGUCAAUAGGGGCGGAGUUAAUGGAUUCCCAGCUUGGCCGGGGCAGUUCUCGUCACCACGAUUCCAACCCCUGCAGCUCACUUCCUGUACAAAACCUGGGCCCACAGCAAAGUGAUGGAGGGAUGACCAAGAAGAGGAGGAAGAGGAGGAAGAAGAUGCGACCAGAGGGUGGUGGAGGAGGAGGAGGAAGAAGAGAGGAGAGUGGAGAAGAGUUCUCAGAAGAUGAAGACAUGUUUACCAUUGACCUGAGCUCUGAUGAGGAAAGAGAGGGUGACAACAGCAGACCUGCAUAUGGUGAUCAGUCUACAGUCAAUGCAAAGAGCAGCACCCAUACACACCCCAGCACCGAAUGGACACAAAGUAUGAUCACGGGGACCCUGUCCAUCCCCCCGUCCCAUGGUCUGUCCAUCUCUUGUCCUCAGCAGACCUCUCACUUCUCUUCCGCUAUUAGCAGGUUAGAUGAUUCACUUUCAUCAACCCCAAAAAGUGAUUCAGAGCUAGCCGGCCAGAAAAAAGACAACCCUGAGAUGCUGUGGACGUGGGGGGAGCUGCCACAGGCCGCACAGCCAUCCUUCCUCACUUCCCACCAGAUGCAAGACUCUACCUCAGCUGUGUCCAUUCCUGUGUCUGCCAGCACUCACUUCAGAGCCAUCAAUGACACUGAAGCCCCUUCACUCACUAUCUAUGUCCCCAAGACAGACCAAACCACUGUUCAUGGUGGGAGCAAGGAUGCAGAAGAAAGUAAAAAUGGAGGCAGCAAUCAAAUUACCAUGAAGACUGAGGACGGGCCUGAGGGGGAGCAAGUUGUUCCUUUAGGGAGAGAAGUGGAAAAUGUGGGGGUGACGUGUGCAGAGACGGAGGCUUUAACAUCUUGCUCAGUGCAUCCGAGGAUUCUCCCUGGUCAUCUGGACAAAGGUGGGAAUAGAGGAAGUCCAGUCAGAGGGACCGAUUCACCGUCCAAGAGGAAAGAAAAGAGGAGCCAACACCUGGGCUCUGAUGGUGUUUACUUGGAUGACAUUACAGAGUUAGAGCCUGAAGUAGCUGCACUCUACUUUCCUAAAAGUGAUGGAGGCGGCAGCUCAAUGAAAGGGGACUCGGACAUAAUGAUGAUGAGUGUGAGGAGCGCCAAUCAGUCCCCACAGUCAGUGGGCAGCAGUGGGGUGGACAGUGGAGUUGACAGUUUGCCGGACCAAUUUGGUGACCUGCCUCAUGUUGCCAUCUCUUUAUGUGGAGGGCUCACGGACAACAGGGAGAUCACAAGAGAGCAUUUCCUGGAGAGGGCAGUGUCGUACCAACAGUUCUCUGAAAACCCCUCCAUCAUAGAUGACCCUAACCUGGUAGUCAAGAUAGGAAACAAGUAUUAUAACUGGAACACAGCCGCUCCUGUCAUGUUGGCCAUGCAGGUCUAUCAGAAACCACUCCCGCAGUGUUGGUGUUUGAGUUAUGUGUUUUCUGCUUUUGGACUCUUCUCAUACUGCUUCCCUGGUCUGUUUGGCUCCAGCCCUUCCCAGCCUGCUUCAGUGGAGAACAUUAUGAAGGAAAAGAUGCCAAAGAAAGGAGGACGCUGGUGGUUCUCAUGGAGAAGCAGAAACAGUGAUUCCAAAUCAGACUCGGUGACAGAAGCCGGAGGAGACAGAGGAGAGAGUUCACUCACCAUGUCCUCAGUAAACAGAAUGAAAGAUGAGUCUUCCUCGAGUGAUGAAGACCACAGAUCAUCUAAUCAGGUGUCAGAGUCCUGCCCGUCUGAGCCUCUCGUCUCUUCUGCCAGUGUCUGUUAUAAGAAGACUCUUCGGCUCACCUCAGAGCAGCUGGCCAGCCUGCAGCUGAAGGAGGGUCCUAAUGAUGUGGUGUUUAGUGUGACGACACAGUAUCAAGGCACCUGUCGUUGCCAUGGCACAAUCUAUCUGUGGAACUGGGAUGACAAGAUAGUCAUCUCUGAUAUAGACGGAACCAUUACCAGGUCUGACACCUUGGGUCAUAUCCUUCCCACACUGGGUAAAGACUGGACCCACCAGGGAAUCGCACGUCUCUACCACAAAGUUAGCCAGAAUGGUUAUAAAUUCAUGUACUGCUCAGCGAGAGCCAUUGGGAUGGCUGAUAUGACUCGAGGUUACCUGCACUGGGUCAAUGAGAGGGGAACCAUGCUACCAAUGGGUCCAGUGCUGCUCAGCCCCAGCAGCCUUUUUUCCGCCUUGCACAGAGAGGUGAUCGAGAAGAAACCAGAGAAGUUCAAGAUUGAGUGUCUGUCAGACAUCAAGAACCUUUUCUACCCUAACACUGAACCCUUCUAUGCUGCUUUUGGCAACAGAGCCACAGAUGUGUAUUCCUACAAGGAGGUGGGUGUUCCUCUGAACAGGAUUUUCACUGUUAAUCCCAAGGGGGAGCUGAUACAGGAGCACGCCAAAACCAACAUCUCCUCCUUUGGCCGUUUAUGUGAGGUGGUGGACCAUGUCUUCCCAGUUCUAGACAGAGGCGAUGCUGCAGACUUUCCUUGCUCUCAUAACUUUGACCAAUGCAACUACUGGAGCAAACAACUCCCUGAUGGUACUGGCCAGGAUGAAGAAAAUGCGCAGACCAUGGAGAGAAGUUAAGAGAAAAACAUCAGAAUAAUAUCUGAGGCUGCUGUACACCAGCUUUUGUCUGUAAUUCCGUUACUCAUAAAGCCGUGGUCAGUGGUUUUGUGAGUCAUAUUGAACCUGGCUGCUGGAGGUGAUGGUGCUGCAUUUGGUCAAUUGAUUUUAGGAUCAAAAUGGAUGUAGGGAUUGUGUACAAACAGCCACGAAGCUUCACACAACAUAUUAAUGGAGCGCUGUAGCUCCUCUAAAAAGAUAACAAAGACUACAAACCCACAAAAGAUGAAUGUGUUUCCAAUAUCUCAUGUACUAAAUAACCUCAUGAUCGAUGAACAUCAGGAAGACAAGGAACCCUAGAAGCUCACAUAUAAACCUUAGAGUCUGGAAGCCAUAAUAAAUGUAUAGUGGUAUAAAAUAUAAAGAUAAAAAAAAAUCCUGAACCACUGUAGGGUACCUCAAAAUAGUACAGUCUGGUUUCUUCAACAUAAAAAAUACAGAGAAAAACUAGAUCUGUUGGAGAUUUUUUGCAUGAAAACAUGAGCAGGGCUCAACACAGGGUAAAAUACUCACAUCAUGUACAUCUGCAUUGCACUGAUUCACACUUACAAAACACAUACACCCAAACACACAUAUAAGUCAGUGAUUCAGAGGCAUCCUGUAUAUGGCACAAUGCAGAGUAUAAAUUAUUAGCUCUCUAUGAGACAUUUUCAUUUACUUCUGUCACACAGGCCAUGCUGUAUGCACUAAUAUGGCUUUUACAUUUUUACAUCCUUAUCAUUUAUCACAUUUUUUUAAAUAAUUGGAUUCAAUUUUAAGCACAAAAAUAUGUUAGAUAUAAACUACAAUUUCAAAUUCCUUGAGAGGAUUUAGUUAACAAUAAUACUUAAAUUAAACUUAAAGCAAAAUCUCUUGUAUAUCUACACAACUAUUACAAAGUAUAUGUAUUACAUAUACUAUAAUUUUCAAAGCCCACAUCAGUCUGUUCUUGAAUGUUGUAUUUUCAUUAGUUUUUUUUCCCAAUUUGUUCAUAAAUAACUUGACUUAGAACCUUAAACUUUUCUCAAGUACAUUUUUAUUCAGCACAACACCUACAGUAAAACCAUCCAGAGCAUGCAAAAAUAGCACAGAUUGUUUAUCAACUUAUCAUCUGUGCCAAGCUCCUUUGCAGGUUCAUCUUACUGUUUGCGGUUCUUUGACCUUUUUACUGUGAAAGAUGUGGCUCUGGCACAUUUUGUAAUGACUAUAUUCCAGAAAAAAUGCACACCAAUGCAAAUAACAUCAGUCUGUGUUCAUUCUGUCUGUUUUUAUACAUGCACAUAAAUUAAACAGAUUAACUCCACUGAUAUGCCAGAAUGUAGUCUGUAAAUUACUCACAGUUAUUUUAAUAACUAAUGCCUAUCAAUGCAAUUUUACACUAAAACCCGUACAACAGUCAUAUUUUUUCAGUCUUAUUUGUUGUUUUUAAGUAAUAGUUCUCUGCAUGGAUCAAUAUGCCUUUCUAUCAGGCAGUAUUACUGGAGAACUGAAUGCAGAUGUUCAGGUUAAAGGGUAUUUUUUGUGCUCACUAAUCUAUUUUUUUCUGUUUGUUAUGAAGUGUCUUUUUUCACUGAUUUAUCAAAUAGCAUCUACUGUAGUGUGAUGGAAAUGAAAGCCUGUCUGUUCUUUGUACUAUAUAACUUAAAAAUGGGGCAAACCACUGUAAAUAGUUGAAUUGUUGUAACCAUAUGAAGUGAACUUAUCUUUAAAAAGCUCUGCUAAGCUUUUAUCGUUGAGGCUUUAUUAUUGGCACAUUCAUUCAGAUGCACUUAACAGAUGAAUUAUUACAGUCUCUUUUCAAACCAUCUGCCUCCUGUUACACAAAGAGGUGACACUUCCACAAUGUGGCCAUCACUUCACCCACAAUAGAUCAACAUGCAGUAUUUUAGGAAAGCCAAAUGAUGUAUACAUUAACUUUUUGAUGAAAAUGUAGUCAUAUUCAUGCCUAUUAUUGUAUUCAAUGCCUCUGUUUAUCACAGAAAAGAAAAUAGGUAGUUACAUGUGCAAACUACGGCGUAGUUGAAAAUGGAAAAUACAUGAAAUAAAAUAGGAAGUAGAUGAUAAAUCAAAAAUUCUGAUCUCUUGUGUCAAUUUUAAUAGAGUUUAAAGGAGCUUUGAAUGCUUUAACACUCAAUAGGUAACAGCUACAAGAAGAAAUAAAACAGAGAAAUAAAUCAACAUAAGGUGAUGCUGCUCCUGGUUUUAAAUCAUCUGUAAAUGUAAAAAUGCAACUGAAUGACCUUAACUUGUCACUAUGUUUUGUUGUGCUCUGUACUUCUGCCCAAUGACAAGCAGCAGUAGUAUGGAUCUUUCAAUAGGAGCCACUCUUACACUGAUUUUUGUAAUUUUGUGUUGAUAUGUUUUUAUGAAAUUGAGAGCGGAACCUAAUUCCCACAAUACCGCUAAGAAGCCAUGUGAUCGACUGAGUCUGUUAUACUGUUAUAUCUGUGCAUUGGAUAGUUGUGUCUCAUACUGUGCUGUUGACGUUGCCUAUUAAAAAAAUCAGGAAUUGGCAUCCAUGUAAAACUAAAGCUGUUGAUGUAUACGCAUUUUGGAAUUCUGAUAAAUUUGUUUAGAAAAAAAUAAAUAAAUAAAUAGGACGCAUGCUGAUGCAUAUUUGCAUAGAUGUAAUAAUAAUGAAUGAAAUGAAAAAAAUGUUUAUCACCUGAUCUUUCUAAGGAAAGGAAGAAAACUGCUUUUUAAAAAAAGAGGAAGAAAUUAUGAUUUCACAUCUUAUAAUUAUGCAGUUAAGUUCUCAUAAUUAUCAUAGACAACUGUUACAGCUGGUGUGAAUUUUGCAGCUCUAACAUCACACAUUGUUAAGUUAUGCAGAAGUAAUUAAUAAAUAUUACUUAUUGCCAAUAGAUGUCAACAUAAGAGAGAAACUCUAUUCAGGAUGAUUGCAAUGCAUUUCACUAGUUUUAAGAGUAAAUCGUCUUUUGGAUGAUUAGUGGUUCAUUCUUUCUGUGAAAGAUUUAUAGGUUUGACUAGUUCUCCAGUCUGGCAGUCUGUGUUGACAUGGAUGUUGAUUGAGUUUGCCAUUUGCAGAUGUUAUGUUUUGGUUUCUAGCGGCAGCCAAGCAGUUUGUUAAUGAAAGGUGUUAACAACGUAGUAAAUCUGUACAGUAAACACAUUUUUCAAUAAACAUAAAGGUGAUU
Messenger RNA from Sphaeramia orbicularis (orbiculate cardinalfish), 6282 nucleotides. It is a transcript of the gene lpin1a, whose product is annotated as lipin 1a. Gene Ontology annotation, biological process: triglyceride biosynthetic process; positive regulation of transcription by RNA polymerase II; cellular response to insulin stimulus. Gene Ontology annotation, molecular function: transcription coactivator activity; phosphatidate phosphatase activity. The coding region runs from base 191 to 3106 and encodes 971 amino acids. Gene Ontology annotation, cellular component: mitochondrial outer membrane; nucleus. NCBI's taxonomy places the organism in Eukaryota, Metazoa, Chordata, Actinopteri, Kurtiformes, Apogonidae. The transcript is spliced from 24 exons. The record is from RefSeq and is a predicted model, not a curated record.